GUAAGCAGCGUUUUCCAGGCAAGUUGUCAAUCGUCCUCGAUACAAAAGAUUGGCUUUUGCGUUCUCACCACCAGUCACCAGAGCCCAAGCCUCAGCUCAUCCGCUUCACAAGGUAGACUGCAAAUUUGACUGUAGAUUUCAAUCCACAGUCACAUUCUACAAAUAGCUUAAGGCGGAGUAAAAUGCGGAGAACCCUAAAUCCCUUUGCACACUCCCGCUUAUAGUUAUCCAAGUGAAGCCUUUUUACACUCCCAUUUCUCAAGAAAGCUCCCUCUUCAAUGGCUGCUCAAGGGUUGUCUGUGCUCUCAGUUACACCCUCCUCGUCAGCCACAAAUCGACCCUGCGUGAAACCCUCCGAGCAAAUUACGGGUUUUAGUUUAUCGAAUUCUUUCGUGGGCACAAAGCUGCGGGCUCAGCCGUCAAGCUUCGGUCUGAUUACUUCUAAACGACGUCGUUCGGCGGUCGCCACCAUCUCCUUCAGUCUGCCCAUCACAUGGUCUGCAAGAUCAAUUAAGGCAUUUGCCUUGGCUGAGUUGCAAGCACAUAAGCUCAAUUAUCCGAAAACUGGGACUGAGGCUCUCCUCAUGGGUAUUUUGCUCGAAGGAACUAGUUUGGCAGCUAAAUUUUUGAGGGAAAAUGGGAUUACAUUUUACAAGGUCCAAGAAGAAACUCUAGAGUUUCUAGGGAAAUCUGGUAUAUUAAUUAUGAGCCCUGAAAAUCCACCCUUGACCAUACAAGCUCAGAUGGCCCUUGACUGGGCAGUUGAAGAGAAGCUGAAGUCAGGUGAAAGUGGCGAAAUAACGACCGCAUAUUUGGUUCUCGGAAUUUGGGCACAAAAGGAGUCUGGAGGGCAUAAUGUACUGGCUGCACUUGGCUUUAAUGAUGAAAAGGCGAAAGAACUGGCCAAAACUAUAAGAUUUAUUUGUAUCCUACACUAA
Messenger RNA from Striga asiatica, 938 nucleotides. The record is from the annotation of a GenBank genome assembly. Lineage: Eukaryota; Viridiplantae; Streptophyta; Magnoliopsida; Lamiales; Orobanchaceae.